Molecule: messenger RNA, 1192 nt
Organism: Elaeis guineensis (African oil palm)
Lineage: Eukaryota; Viridiplantae; Streptophyta; Magnoliopsida; Arecales; Arecaceae
Product: transcription factor BHLH3-like
Biological process (GO): regulation of DNA-templated transcription
Cellular component (GO): nucleus
Molecular function (GO): protein dimerization activity; DNA-binding transcription factor activity; sequence-specific DNA binding
Source: RefSeq, a predicted model, not a curated record
CAAUGCAAGAGAUGGGGAUGGAUGAGCAAAGCCUCUUGCAGGAGCUUUUUGCUCCAUGGAGGCAGACAUCUGAGCCCAACUGCUUCCAAGGGGGAGUUGACUGCUUCCAAGGAACUGCUUGCCCGGUCUCACCGAAUUAUGCUGCAUUCGAAGAGCUAGUCUUGCAGGAGGAGCCCAACUUUGAUUGCCUGAAUGAAGUCUACCGUCCAUUUGGAAGUGGCUUCCACUCAACAGCACCAGAGCUCCAGUCCCCAUGCACCAUGAUGACGCAUAGCACCAUUUCUUGCUCAACUCAGGAAAAUGAAGAGAUUGGUGUGAUCCAUGAAGGAAACCACAGCACUUGGUAUCAGGGGCAGAGCAUAUGGAAGGUAGAGCCAAUGCAAACUAUGGAUAAUCAUUUAGUCUUUGGUGGCACAGGAUCUUCUUGUCUGGAAAGAAAGAAUAGCCGGCUGAAGAAGGUGGACGGCCUGCCGUCGAAGAAUCUAAUGGCAGAGAGAAGGAGAAGGAAGCGGCUUAAUGACCGGCUUUCACUGCUAAGAUCCGUUGUUCCUAAGAUCACCAAGAUGGACAGGACAUCAAUCCUUGGAGACACCAUUGAUUAUGUGAAAGAGCUUUUGGAAAGGAUCAAGAGCUUGCAGGACGAGAUUAAAGUGGGUCAAGAUCAGUUGAAUCUACUGGACACCUUCAAUGGUGUCAACCCCAACGAGAUGUUGCCAAGAAUCUCUCCCAAGUUCAAUGUCGAAAGGAGGGAACGGGACACCCGGAUAGAGAUUUCCUGUGCGGCGAAGCCGGGAUCGUUGCUUUCUACGGUAUAUACUUUGGAGGCUUUGGGGCUAGAGAUCCAACAGUGUGUUGCAAGCUGCUUCAGUGAUUUUGGGAUGCAAGCUUCUUGCUCAGAAGACAAGGAGCAGAGGGCAUUCAUAAGCUCUGAAGAGAUGGAGCAAGCAUUGUUCAGUACUGCUGUUUAUGGGGGAAAAUAUGUUUAGGAGAGAGUAACAAUAUGGGGAACAUAUUUUUCUGUUUAAACCAUUUUAAGAAGCUUUAGAGUGAGAAUUCCAUCAGUAUGAGAGACUUUUGUGAUAUUUAGUCGAGUCCGGGAAGACCUUCGAUGAGAGGUUAACUCUUUGCUUCUGUUAGGGGGAAGACUACUGAUGAGAUUGUGAUAAGGGAUGGGUCUUCCAUGUAGUUAGAG